CGCUGUCUGCUCAUGAAUACUCAAUUUUAUUCUAAUGAGCUGCUGAGGGCUCCGCUGGGUGUCUCUGUCAACAGAGAAGUCAAAGUUUCAGCCCAGUCCGCGGUCAGGUCGACGGCCCUGCGAGGAGGUCUGCCCGCUCCCCUCCUUGAGUUCAGCUUCUCGGUUAGUUGACAGGAUGUCUCCGUCCACGUCCCCGCGCUUCUUCUCGGAGAAGGAGGUAGCCCGCAACUGCACCAAGGACUCCUGCUGGGUGCUGCUGGGGACCCGGGUGUACGACGUGACAGGCUUCCUGCGGAUGCACCCCGGCGGCGAGGCGCUCAUCCUCCGCCGCUCCGGGAGGGACGUGAGCCGGGAGAUGCAGGGACCCCCGCACCGGCACUCGGAGAACGCCCGGCGCUGGCUGGAGCAGUACUACAUCGGAGAGCUGGCCAGCGACGAAGCACAGACGCUGAGAGAGAGGAGGACAAACCCCGAAGAGACAGAAGGAACGAAGGAGAAGACGACGACAGCGGCGAGGGAGGAGGGAGAAGAUUCCCCGUACAGCCGAUGCAGCGCCGUGGACCUGGAUAAGGAUCUGGUGGACUGGCGGAAGCCCCUGGCCUGGCAGGUGGGCUACCUGGGAGAGAAAUACGACACGUGGGUUCACCAGCCAGUCGACAGGCCCAUUCGGCUGUUUGGAAACCCCUUCCUGGAGGCCAGCACCAAGACUUCCUGGUACUGGGUGCCAGCGGUGUGGCUGCCCAUCGUGUUUUAUCUCAGCUGGCACUGCUACACCACCUUGGCACAGGAGACCACCAGGCUUGUCCUCACUUCAGACUACUCCAUCCUGAUCCAUAAGUACAGUUUCCCGGUGCUGUUUAUGAUGGGCUGGUUUCUGUGGUCGUUCAUCGAGUACUGCAUCCAUCGCUUUGUGUUUCACAUGAAACCGCCGGCCCAUAACUACUACCUCAUCACCAUCCACUUCCUGCUGCACGGGCAGCACCACAAGUCUCCGUUCGACGGCUCCCGGCUGGUCUUCCCCCCCGGCCUGGCCUCCAUCGUGGUGGGGACGUUCUACGUGAUCCUGCAGCGCUCGCUGCCGGAGGUCCUCGCGACGUGCGUGUUCGUCGGGGGUCUGUGUGGCUACGUGGUGUACGACAUGAUCCACUACUACCUUCACUACGGCUCGCCCAAGAAGGGCUCGUAUCUGUACAGCCUGAAGGCCUACCACGUCAAACACCACUUUGAGCACCAGAGAGCAGGUUUCGGCAUCACCUCCACGUUCUGGGACCACCCCUUCAACACAGUCAUCCCCGAUGAGAAGUUCUAGAGCAGAAACGGCUCCAACCCGAGGGCCAAAGGACUUGUUUCAUCAUCAGCCUCCCUCCGUAGCCACCAAGCCACAUGCCAUAUCCACAUACCCAGCCUCUUCAGUCUCUGCAGCCAUAACGUCCACAAGACAUGAAGACCAAAUGUUGACUCCUCACAGCCCGCCGCAUCCAAACCACGCCUCCUUGCCAUAAUACACAUCAGCCUGCUGCUUCAUCAUAGUCAACACCCCACCCUCAGCUUGUCCCAUGCUGCUCUGUCCCCAGUAUCCUUCAUAAUAAUCCGUACACCACAGUUUCUGCUGCGCUCUAUGCUGGACAAAACUCACCUGUCAGUCAUUAGCUGUUAACCAAUCAGCACAUCAUAAAGCCACAACCAGGAGGUGGGCCAUGGUGGGUGAGAGUGUGGACCCGUACACAUGCAUACACACACUUACACUUACACACACAUGCACAAAAACGGAAGUGCACAUUGUAACACACAUUGUAAAAAAAAAAAAUAAACAAAAUACUUGGGUGUAUGGGACGUUUUCAGGUGGGGAAGGGAUGCUGUGCACACAGAAACAUGUAGACAAACACACACACACACUGUCCAUGCCUCACUCACUAUGGGAGAGCGAGCAACAGGAAGUGAAUGAAGGUGGGUGAAUGUAGAAGACAGACAUGGGAGCAGGACGGGAGAAAAGAGAGUUGAUUGAAAGUGUGAAAGAGAGAGAGACAGAAAGAGAGAGAGAAUCGUUACCAUGACGCCAGGUUCACGCUUUAAACGCCCAGUCAGUCUUUAGCCUUCCCCCGUAAAAAACCUCUGCUCGACAAAGCCGCACGAUGUCGUUCAGCUCACCUGCCGCUCGCCGCCAGCCACUGAACUACAGCUGCCUGCAGCUCUUACCCUGCAGGGGGCGCUGCAGCCUCACUCACUGUGUUUGCUCUCAGUGCAGCUUCACACUGAACAUCUGGUCUCAGAUAUCUGAACAUACUGAGAUUUGUCCGACCGCUCCGAUAUAACUUAUUAAUCAGUAGAAUAGACGCGCAGGAAUGCAACGCGGUGUUCUCAAUGUUUGAAACCACUUUGAGGAAAUGUAUUUUUCAGGUUUGCUGUUAUUUUGCCUCUGUUUUCUAAGUUUUUGUCAUUAAUUACGCAGCUAAGACAUUUUGUACAGAAGAGGAUAUGUGACUCCCCCCCUCCCCCUUAUUGCACAAGCUUUAUGUUGUCAAAGAUGUUUUCAGCCAGAGGAUGCGUUAGUGUGUAGGUGCAGUUAGAGGGUGAGAUGAAUGAAUGAAUGAGUGAGUGGAUGAAAGAAAGAAAAGCAUGGCUGGUGUCAGAGAGACAGAGCUGAAGGCAUGAGGCCAGCCUGCCAGACCUCCUGCUGUGGGGAUCUCGAGGUCAAAGGUCUAAAUUCCUCCUCACAGUUUCAGAAGUAAUUUGUUUCAGAACCGACACAGCAGAUCUUAAACUGCAAGAUUCUGGGAAAUUUGAUGAAAAUUCAAAACAACAAGAAGGUUUUUGUUGCCUUUUUUGUGAUCUUUCAGCGACCCAGCUGGGACGGGUUGGGGGCCACCCAACCCGUCCCAGCACUGGUUGAGCCGGCCCUGCAGAUCCCCGCAGGAUGACGAUCAAUCAGGCAUCUGACUGGACGGCAGCAGGUCCUGACAGUGACUGGCGGAUCCUCAGACUGUCUCUGAACAGCCGACACUGACAACUGAAGCCCAACAGUCUUGAUUAAAACCCUUUUACCCAGAGAAUCUCCUUCCUGCAAAAAACAGUUUUUAUCCAGUUUUUCUAGUUUGAAGAGUCACUGACAUAAAUAUGUACAUACAUUCUUACACGUGUAAAAAAUAUAUAUAUAUAUAAUACAUAUAUAUAUAUGCAAAACAUGUUUUAAGAUAUUUUUAACUUUUUUCAUAAGAGUUAAAUUCAGUGUAGAUUCCUUUUUUUCUUUUUCUACAAAUUCAAGGCAGCAAUAACUUGCUAAUGCACCAGUUCAGCCUUAAAGAGGUUGUCUUACCAAAAAAAAAAAAAAAAAAGCUGUACUUCAUCACUGUCUAAUAAAGCAGGUUUUACUAGGAUCCA
This is a messenger RNA of Myripristis murdjan (pinecone soldierfish), 3378 nucleotides long. It is a transcript of the gene fa2h, whose product is annotated as fatty acid 2-hydroxylase. The transcript has 7 exons. The record is from RefSeq and is a predicted model, not a curated record. Gene Ontology annotation, cellular component: endoplasmic reticulum; membrane. Gene Ontology annotation, molecular function: fatty acid 2-hydroxylase activity; iron ion binding; heme binding. Bases 176 to 1309 code for a protein of 377 amino acids. Lineage: Eukaryota; Metazoa; Chordata; Actinopteri; Holocentriformes; Holocentridae. Gene Ontology annotation, biological process: lipid biosynthetic process; fatty acid metabolic process.